GCAAUUCACAACUUCUGCACACCGCGAUGAAGCCAACGCCGCGUGCGAAAUUCAGCUACAAUGCACGGACGUACAGCACAUCGAACAAGGAAACCGUGUCCAUAUCGUCUUUAGUGAAUGCUGACAUCACGCUCAAGGUGCUCUACGAAGCACACGGCCAAGGUCUCGAGAAAGACGACAAGGCCAUCUUGGCGGCGACGCUCCGGACGUCGGCGACUGUCACGACAAAGCUCGAGUCGCUCUUGAUGAAACACCAGCGGCCGGCGGGAAACGCCGGGAUUCCUCGCGUCGGGGCUGACAUGAAGCGGGAGGCGGCCAAGUGUGCAUCCUGUGCCAAGAAGUUUGCGCUCCUCGCGCGGCCCACCAACUGCAUGACGUGUGGCUACAUUUCCUGUGGGAAGUGCAUCUCCCAUCGCCAAGUGCCGCGCAGCUUUGGCUACGACGAAUCGUCAACCGUGAAAGUGUGUACGCUCUGUAGCGCCUGGUUCAAGGACUUUUUAAAUGCUCAAUUCGACCUACACAUUCGGCCACGCCUCAACGACGCGCCGCCACCGCCACCACCGCCUCCAGACACCCCGUCCUCCGACGUUCUCCCAGCCACCAUUGAUCAGUUUCUCGCGGCGGUUGACGUCGCCACAGACGACGGGCACCUGUCCCCGUCCGUGAAGGACGAAAUCUCCGCGGCGGCGAUAGGGCCCCGCCUGACGGUGACCACUGCGGGUAUCAUCAUGAGCAUCCUCAAGCAUGUGCUGGCGACGAUCGUCGCGCAUUACGAAUACCAUGACGACAUGGACUCAAACGACAGCGAAGGCAACGACGUGGCCACGCCCCUCUUGUCGGCGUCGUCGAUGCCGCCCCCCCCGAUGAUGUCGCUGUCGGACGACACCACCCCCUUCUUCGUCUCUCGCAAGUCGACGCGGCAUCUGCCUAGCAAUGUGCAGCCAGACAAGACAUCGUCGGGGGUGCCAGAUCUAGCAAUCCGGUCCAUCCUGUCUUUGAUGGUGCUCUUGGACAGUAUUCCCACCCACGACCACGUGCCCCAUACGCUGUCUGUGGUUGGCAAUAGCAACAGCCAUGACGACGACGAUAACGUGGAGGCUCUCAUGCAUCUGUCCACCCCAGAUAUCGACCCGUACGACCAGGUCGAUGAGGACGACGUGGCGGCGGCGGCGGGGCGUCAGCAUGCCACUGACAUUCGGGACAUUCCGCCUGUGGAGGAGCUCCUCGAAGAGGACGAUCGUGACACCACCGCGUCUUCUUUGUCUGAGAAUCCUAACCUGCUGCUCCCGACAACUUCGUAUUACGUGACACUGUUCCGCAAGGCAUCGGAUCGGUACCGGCUGACUGUGAACCCGACCCUCGGGCUCGUCCACGUCACAUCCAUCGUUCGAGGAUCAACGUUUAGCUUUCGGUUUCCAGACGUGCACGUGCAGGCAGGGGCCGUAGGUAGUGACGCCGUUCGGCUGUGCUUUGUGCACCGGUCAGACGUGGUGUACCAGUUUGCGUCGGACGCGGUCAAAGCCGAGUUUUGCUCAGUGGUUGACGCGUACAAGCGUGCACACCCGCACAUCGAGCCGCGGCGGCUACCGCUCGUACCGCUGCUCAAAGGCGAGCGGCGGAUGCAUCUGUCCCGAUUCCCCGCGACCGCCGCGCUCAUGGACUGCCAUGUUCGGGGUAUCGUCAUGGUGACCAACUACCGGCUGCUGUUUUUACCCCUGGAAGCCCACGGCCCGACGCUGGUGGAAAUUCCGCUGUUUGCGAUCGUGUCGGUGUCCAGGGCUGGCGGGGGCGUCGGCACGGGAUUCACCAAGGACCCGGCGGCUUGUCGCCUGCAGGGCACCUCGGCGCUGGCAGUUACGUGCAAAGACGUGCGGGCGCUUCGUUUGGAUGUGGCCGACGACAAGGCGGAGACCCUCCAGACGCUGGUGAACCGCCUAGCCGAAUGCACCCAGCGCCACACCCCCGUGCACCUUGUGGGGUGCAGCAGUAUGACGGAAGGAUCAGGUGGAGACAUCCCCCACUUUGCAUUUCUGUACAUCAUGUCGCAUGUUCCCGUGGACGGCUGGCAGUUUGCCCAUCUCGCAACCGAGUACGAACGACUGGGACUGAACGACGACACACAUUUUCAGUGGAUUGACAACGACAAUGGCGACGUGUGUGACUCGUACCCGCCGACGCUGGUCGUACCCGCAUCGCUCUCCCAAAGCAGCAUCGAAAGCGCCGCGGGGUUCCGUGCCAAGGGGCGGCUCCCCGUCGUGACGUGGCUACACCCUGUGCACAAGUCGGUUCUCGCGCGGUCAUCGCAACCGCUGCUGGGUCGGCUCCUCAGCGGCGCCUCGUGCAACAUGGACGAAGGCAUUGUCAACUGCUACAGACAGCGGCCAGGGCCGUCGAAACCGUUUUACAUUUUCGACGCGCGCAAGUCCAAAGCCGCCGCGGGCAACCGCCUCAUGGGAAAAGGCGGCGUUGAAACCUCCGAGAAUUACGAACGAGCUAUCAUUUACCAUCUCAACAUUGCCAACAUGUACAAAAUGCAAGCGUCGUACCAAGCCAUGGUGAAGAUCUGUAUCAUGCCAGAAUACGACAAGACAUGGUGGUCGGCUGUCGAGGCCACACGAUGGUUUGAGCACUUGCAUUUGGUUCUGGACGGCGCGUGUCGCAUAGCGCGGGUGCUCGAGGUCGAAGGCGCGUCGGCCCUCGUCCACUGCAGCGACGGAUGGGACCGGACGUGUCAGCUGGUCUGCUUGGCUCAGAUUAUGCUUGAUCCGCACUACCGCACGCUGCAUGGGUUUGCCACGCUCGUAGAAAAGGACUGGUGUUUGUUUGGGCACAAGUUUAUGGAGCGGCUGGGGGGCAACCGCGGCAAAGACCCGAUGCGGGCCAAGAUGUCGCCCAUCUUUUUCCAGUUUCUGGACGCCGUGUUCCAAAUGUUGUCGCAGUUUCCAAACGCAUUCGAGUUCAACGAGCACUGCUUGCUGCACUUGGCCAACGCGCUCACGUCCGGGCUCUACGGCACGUUCGUGUACGACUCGUACCAGCAGCGCAAGCUCGCGGGAGUCGCCUCGCGCACCGUGUCAGUGUGGACUCCGCUGUGUGCAGCCGCGUCGUUCUUUCUCAAUCCAGACUACACCCCUGUCGUUGGCCCAUUGUGGGUUUGGACGGGGCACCAGGCGCUCAAGCUGUGGACCAAUUACUUUUUACAACACCACGAACUGCAGACCACGCGCGUAGCGGGCAAGAGCUUGACGCCGUCGGCGUCGUUGACCAGUGCAUUGGACACACUGUCGACACACGAGCCAUCCCCCGAGGAGUAGUGGACGAAUGUGUAAAUACUGUAACAAAGUCUAUUACUAUAGUCGCAUGUCACCACUACACAUGUGUAGUUGGUGCUAUUUGAA
Molecule: messenger RNA, 3398 nt
Organism: Aphanomyces astaci
Lineage: Eukaryota; Oomycota; Saprolegniomycetes; Saprolegniales; Verrucalvaceae
Exons: 8
Coding region: 27-3314 (1095 amino acids)
Molecular function (GO): metal ion binding
Source: RefSeq, a predicted model, not a curated record